GGUAACUCGGUAAUCAGGCUUCUACUGCACUCGCUCUACUGCGGCACUGCAGCAGCAGCAGCAGCAGAAUGCAUCGACAACGAACUCGAGUGUGAGCUAGUUCGAGCGUCGGAGCGCAGGCGAGCCUGCAAUAAUCUAUCGAUUAUCGUUGUGCGCGAUCGUCGGUGCUGUCUGUUUCGGUUGCUGUAAUCGGUGCUUCUUUCGGAGCGUGAUGCGAAAAAGUUUUCAAGGCAUUUGUCGGUCGUAGACAUCAUUUCUUCGGUCAGAUCUGGUCUUCGACUUUUAGCAAGUUCUUCAGUGUGCCGGAUUCCUGUGGUUGGUGGAGUCAGCUCUCGCACGGAAGAAUGGAGAGCUCGUGGUGUUAGGUUUAUUCUUGCACUUUAUGAUCUUUGGGCCCUGAUCUAUUGGAGAGAAGGGGCGAGGGGUCGUUCGCUCCGCAUAACGCAGUUUUGUGCAAGUUAGAGAAAUGCGCAGUGGCGAACAGAUGGAAAAAGACCUCGUUGCGGACCUUGGGAACCGAUUUUUUUAGCGGUUCUCUCGUGAUGUAAAUUUGAGGAUACUUGAUCCGGAUUUGAAAUCUGGCAAUGCCGGACUGAGAGCUGCGCAAAAGUUUCUUGGGCUUUCUGGUAGUUCCUCUUGAGGUUCUAGCAGCAAUGUCGGUGCCAGUGGGAGAAGCUGUUUCGGCUCUCUCCACCUUUACGCUGGAGGAUGACCAACCCGAUAUACAAGGGCUUGCUGUGACCUUACUCAAUGGGUGGGUGGCAACUGAAAGCCCAAUAGAUUAUGAUGAUGUCCAAGCUUACCAGCUCUCGCUUCUGGACGACACCAAGUCUAUUACUCAACUCAAUAACCUCAUCAAGGAGGGCAGGGACAUGGUAGCUAUCCUUUACACUUACAGGAGUUGUGUCAAAGCUCUCCCUCAGCUACCGGAAUCAAUGAAGCAAAGCCAGACAGAUCUAUAUAGGGAAACUUAUCAAGUUCUUGAUUUGGAGAUUGGACGUCUUCGUGAAAUCAAACGCUGGCAGAAUACUGCCUCGAGCAAACUUGCGGCUGAUAUGCAACGAUUUUCAAGACCAGAUCGGAGGAUAAACGGUCCGACUGUUACUCACAUGUGGUGUAUGCUUAAGCUCUUGGAUGUUCUCCUCCAGCUGGACCAUUUGAAAAACGCGAAGGCUAGCAUACCUAACGAUUUUUCGUGGUACAAGAGAACAUUUACUCAAGUCAGCACUGAGUGGGCUGACAGCGACUCCAUGAGAGAAGAAUUGGACGAUUUGCAGAUAUUUUUGAGCACAAGGUGGAUAAUCUUGUUAAACUUGCAAGUCGAACUGUUUCGUGUAAACAAUGUGGAGGAUAUUCUUCAAGUUCUCAUGCUUUUCUGUCUUGAAUCAUUGGAGUCGGAUCGCGUUCUUCUCUACUCGGAGCGACAUGUUCUUUUGAGAGUUUUACCAGUAGUUGUCAUACUGGCCACAUCUUCAGUUAAGGAGGGUGAUCAAGUUUUCAAGAGAAUAAAAAUAAAUCGACUGAUUCGCAUUUUCAGGAGGGACCCUGUAGUCCCUGCAUUUCCAGAUUUGCAUAUUGCUCCAGCGAGUAUGCUGAAGGAGCUCUCUCCAUACUUCAGAAGAUUUGCAGCCCAGAGUCGGCUGAUUGCUCUGCCUGCACCCCAUGAACUCAACAUCCGGGAGGCUAGCAAGUACCAGAGGGAAUACUCGAUAUUGAACCAUAUUCCCGCUAUUCGAUCGGCUCAUGAUGAUUUUUGUUUGCGGUUUGCGGCAGCAGUGAACCAGCUGCAAUUGAUGAAACUGGCCAAGGAAGCAGAUGACAUCACAACCACACAAGUGAAGGAGGAUAUGUAUAUGGUAAUCGUCGAAGGAUUUCAACUCCUGAGUGAAUGGACGGGUCGUGUUUGGGAGCAAUGUGCUUGGAAAUUCUCCCGGCCGUCAAAAGACGCACAGCCCUAUGAUAAUAACACACCUCUCACCGACUAUGAAAAGGUCGUUCGCUGUAAUUAUUCAAUUGUGGAGAGGAAGGCACUACUAGAACUUACAAGCUACAUAAAGGGCGUGGGCACGAUGAUGGAGAAGGUGGAUACUAUAGUAGCCGAAACAAUUUGGGAAACUGUGCAUGCUCAAGUGCAGGAUUUUGUGCAAAACAAACUUGCCGUCAUGCUUCGCACAACAUUCAAGAAGAAGAAAGAUAUAUCGAGAAUACUCACGAAUAUGAGGACAAUUUCAGCAGACUGGAUGGGCAAUGCUAGUAAUGAGCCAGCCGCAGGGAACAAAAAGGUCAAGGAGGACACUACCCCCGUAGCAUUUCGACCUCGACCAGCAGCACCCACAGCAGCUCAGUUACACUGCUUACAAUUUCUUAUCCAUGAGCUAGUCUCGGGAGGAGCUCCUAAGAAGGCUGGAGGAUUUUUUGGCAGUAGUGAUACCGAUAUCCCUUCUGCUGACAUGAAGCUGCUCGAAAACUUCUUCAAUCGGCUUGCUUUCUUCCCCCACAUUUUGGAUUAUCGAGCUACCCUCAUCCACGUGUCAGACUUGGGAUUUUUGUGGUUUCGAGAAUUCUAUUUAGAAACAUCAAAGGUUAUUCAGUUCCCAAUAGAGUGUUCGCUGCCGUGGAUGCUGGCAGAUCACAUCAUCGAAUCCCAAGAUGCUGGGCUUCUCGAGAGCGUGCUCAUGCCCUUUGAUGUAUACAACGAUUCCGCUGAACAUGCUCUUCGUGUCUUAAAGCAGAGAUUUCUCUAUGACGAGAUCGAAGCCGAGGUGGAUUUGUGCUUUGAUCAACUUGUGUACAAACUCAGUGAGCACAUGUUCUCUUACUAUAAGAGCUGUGCUGCAAGUAAGAUUUUGGAUCUUGCUUUCAUUAGUGCCGUUGAAAAUCGUGACAAAUACAAUAUAUUCCCAAGGCGAUACGAAUCGUUGUUCAAAAUGCGUCACUUCAAGCUACUUGGGCGAAGUAUAGAUUUAUCCUUUUUACUGGCGCAACGAAUGAACAAGAUUUUACGAGAGAACUUGGAGUUUUUACUCGAGCGUUUUGAGUCACAGGACAUAUGUCAUGUGGUGGAGCUACAGCGGUUGGUCGAUAUCCUGAAAGCUACGCAUGAGCUUUUGUCAGAGCAUCUAACACUUGAUUCUUUUACACUCAUUUUGAGCGAAGUCAUGGAAAACAUUUCUCUCGUUUCCUUCUCAGGCCGACUCGCCUCUCAGAUAUUUCAAGAGGUGCAAAACGAUCUCCUUCCUAAUUUCAUCCUAUGCAAUACCACGCAACGAUUUGUAAGAUCUAUAAAGUCUUGUCAACGACCUAUUCGAAGGCCUGCAAUUCCUCAUGUGAAGUCAAGUUUUAUGUGUGGAUCUCAUGAUCUGAAUACAGCACACUCCGCAAUCUCUGAACUGUACAGCAAAUUUUUUGGGUUACCUCACAUGUUUGCGAUAUUGAAGCUACUGGGAUCACGGUCUAUACCCUGGCUUGUGCGAGCACUACUUGAUCACCUCUCUCAAAAGCUGACAUCCUUAGAAGGGAGGAUCGAUGAGCUGCGUGGAGUUUUACCUAAAGUAAUAUCUAUACCCGCCCCUACUUUGGGGGUGACAGGUUGCUUGAAAAUCUAUAAGGAUCAGUUGCAUUGGGCAACGGAGUAUGAACAUAAGGUUGAGGUUCUGCAGAAUCUGAAAGAGAUUGGGAGCCUCAUAUUCUGGAUGAGCCUUCUCGACACAGCUAUGAGAGAGACAGAAACUGUGCAUUUUAUGCAGGUUGUACCAUGGCUAGGCGUUGUUCCUGGAAGUGAAGCUCAAAUGCAACAACUUUUGGAUGAUGAUGGACACAGUCCUCUGGUUAGCUUGUUCAAAUCAGCAAGUGCUGCAGUAGCCGCGGAUCCAGAGACAGUCAAUCCUCAGUCAUUUGUUACCAUGUCGAAACAAGCAGAAGUGGCAGAUAUUCUCUAUGUCAACAACUUGCAGACUGGCAGCACUUUGGACUAUACUCUUGCAUACCUUAGUGCAAUACUAGACACGGUUAGGGGAAAGUGGAACUCACCUUCCAAAACUGGUCUUAUAGAGAUAACAACUUCCCGAGAGUUUCAUCGAAUAUACAGUGGCAUCCAAUUUGUCUUUUGCGGGGAGCAGCUGGAUGAGAACGAAACAAAUCAGGAGCAAUUUGGUGAUGCAGUUGCAUGGGGUGGAUGUACUGUUGCAUAUUUAUUGGGACAACAUCUACGUUUUGAACUCUUAGAUUUCUCCUAUCAUGUUUUAACGGUGGGUGAGAGUGAGGUCAAUCCUGGAGCUCAUAGUAUUCCUGACAAGAUCUCAAAAACAUACAACAUCUCUGCGGAACUUGUACGCUUCUUGGAAAGUGCCAGGAAAGCCAGACGGCUCAACAGUCAUGUCUUCACUAUGUUGCGAGCUCGUUUUCCACACGAGGAUAAGUUGGCGGCACUGGUUAAACAAAGUGGAACGGUUGUCCAUCGAAUUAAGUACCCAAGCACCCCAUCAGCUUUCGACACCUUACCAGCAAAAGGUAACGUGUAGAGAGUUCUCAGCCAUCUAAUACCUGGAACACACUUCUUCCCCUGUAUAAAAUACUGUAGUGUUUGAAGAGUAACACAAGUUUGGGAGACCGCUUAUUCACCGUGAGUAUCCUCUUGUCCUCCAUCAGUUGCUGGUAAUUUACUUGGGACCUAUUUCCUUGGAUAUUUUUCUGCCAAUAGUAAUUUUAUGUGUUACUGUGAUUUUUGAAUUGAUAUUUAUGUAAGUAAAUACUUGGAGUGCCGAAUAAUCAGCACAUUCCAUUCAACAU
Marchantia polymorpha subsp. ruderalis is the source of this 4788-nucleotide messenger RNA. The record is from the annotation of a GenBank genome assembly. NCBI's taxonomy places the organism in Eukaryota, Viridiplantae, Streptophyta, Marchantiopsida, Marchantiales, Marchantiaceae.